Molecule: messenger RNA, 1022 nt
Organism: Puccinia graminis f. sp. tritici CRL 75-36-700-3
Lineage: Eukaryota; Fungi; Basidiomycota; Pucciniomycetes; Pucciniales; Pucciniaceae
Exons: 3
Coding region: 180-821 (213 amino acids)
Source: RefSeq, a predicted model, not a curated record
CUUGGAUCCGAGCCGUUGAUGGAUGGCAGGGAUACAACUUGCUUCAGCGGGACCUCUUAAAUUUUGGCAGCACAGCCGACCCUGCCUCCCAGCUUGCGACCAGACCAUCUCGGCCCGGGUGAUUAGUUUCAGAGCUCCCACCCUCAACAAGCUCAAGCAGCAGUACUUGAAGGAUAAGGAUGACGACCAACCAACAACAGCUUCCUCGUACUUCAUCUUUCAACCACCUUUUCGGUGGUGCCAUACUGGAUGGUCUCAAGCUAUCCUCGAUCGUAAUCCCUGGUGGACUGCUGAUCCAUCAACUUCGUCAACACAUGAAGCUAUCCCAAUCCUUGUCAACCUCAGCUCACACUACCGCCUCAGCACCAUUACCACCAUCUUCUUCUUCGACCUUCUCGGCAAGAAGCUCACCAACCUCAAAAAUAAACUCGCUCAACUACCGACUAACGCAUUUCCUCAAAUGGAACGGCCUGUUGACCUUCGGAUUUAGUCUGCUCUAUGCCGCCGUUCUCACCACCUCAUCCUCGUUGAUCCAACACAACAUCAAGCCUCUUUCAACAACAACAACCAGAAACGAUAAGCCAAAGAGUCAACGGAGCUCCCAUUCAAACGACUACUCGGUCAUUGGAGGGACUUUGGGCGGCUUGAUCACAACCACAAUCUUCUGGAAUCGAAGGCUGUUCAGUCUGCUCAGCAUCAUACCCGGGGGGAUCGGCCUCGGCGUCGGUGCUGGUCUCUCGACCGCGUACCUUCAUUCGCUCCAGUCUCGCUCCCCCAAUCAACCUUCUUCGAUUGCUGAUCCUGAACAACAAAAACCUUAAUCGGAUUUUUCUUGUCGCUGUUUCAUACAUAUAAAAAACCCACCCGGGGUGCUGUCGGUUCCCAUCAUGAUCAAAGAAUUAAACUAACAUAAGCGGCUGUAUCAUACGUUUCCUUCCUCUAAAAACCAAUAAACAAAAUGUAAAAGCGUAUAUUUAUGUAUGUAUACAAGACUGUCCAAUUAAUGUUCAAAAGGGUUUAGA